CUCUGCCAAGGUGAGACGGCGUAGGUGAGGUUGGACAGCUGCCCCUUUGCCUGGUCCUGUCAUGCUGCCGGCCGCCGUGAGGAAGUGGUUGAAUCGGCCCAAGAGAUCAGAUCCUCGGCUGCUGGCUCAAUUUUUCUUUGCUGAUGAACGGGUGACACAAGUGGUGACAGAAAUCAUCUGCCUUGAUGUACAGGAGGACCCUCAGCACUACUUGGUGCUGCUGAAUCAGCUCCAUGCUAGCCAGGAACAGCUAUUGGCCCUGAUGGAGCAGAUAAUGGAGGAGAACCUGUCUGGUGAUCGAAGGCCUCGGGACUAUGUGGCCAAGUUCCCAGAGGAGCUGAUGGGUGUGAGCCUGGGAUCCCACAUACUCUUUGCUGCUGAGUGCCUGGUGGCUGGCUCCUUUGUGGAAGUGGACGAGAGUGCCCAACAGCUGCUCCAACCUCUAGCCCGGGACCUGCUGCUUAGCCUGGAGCAGGCUCGGGCUCUCCUUCGAGAGCAGAGUCUGGGCCGCCCUGGGCCCUGCUCUCAGUCUCUGCGUUCCGCCCUGCUUCAUUUUGACAACCUCUUUGCUGACUUUGAGUUCAACUAUGUGGCAAUGGUAGCCCCUAUGAAGUCCCCAGAGGAAUUGGAGCAACAGCAGGAGGUGGCCGUUCUUUUCUGUGAGACAGUAGCCAGGGCCCUGAAACUUGGCUACCUAACCCAAGAGAUGAUUGACAGCUACGAGCCUAGUCUCAUGAUGACCAUACCUCGCCUGGCCAUCAUCAGUGGCCUUCUCAUCCACCCUGAGGGCCCCCUGAGCCUGAGCCCACCUGAUGCUACAGCCUAUGUCUUCAGUCCCUUUCGAAGCCUUUUGCAGAAGAUUCAAGCCCUCUUGGUUGUUUUAUCAGCUGACGAGCUCUUCAUACUUGAACGGAGCCUGUGUAUGGCAGAUGCCCCCUCGGAGCCCAUGGACAAUCCCAGACAAGAGAGAUCAGUGUCUAACGCUUCUUGUCAGACUAGGGUUAGGACCCCACAACCUGCCCUGCAUCUGCCCUUCAAGCAGGAUCCAGCCCCUGGCUGUCCAGAUCAGGGCUUAAGAGCAUCAAGGGAGAGUCUGGGAACUAAGCCAGGUACCUCCUUCUCAUGGAUGGACUCUGGAGAUGCUCCCUGCCCCCUGCCCUUGGACAGGCCAGCACCCACUGGAGCUGGGUCCCCUGGCACUGUCCAGCAUUCAAGGGAACCAGGGAAGCAAGAGCCCAGAAGAUACGGUGCCCACCAACAUGUUGGGCAGGACGAGCCAGUGACUGCCAGGUAA
This is a messenger RNA of Dromiciops gliroides (monito del monte), 1294 nucleotides long. RefSeq names its product lateral signaling target protein 2 homolog. The record is from RefSeq and is a predicted model, not a curated record. Bases 62 to 1294 code for a protein of 410 amino acids. The transcript has 8 exons. Gene Ontology annotation, cellular component: early endosome membrane. Lineage: Eukaryota; Metazoa; Chordata; Mammalia; Microbiotheria; Microbiotheriidae. Gene Ontology annotation, biological process: negative regulation of epidermal growth factor-activated receptor activity.